UGAAAAUGGUAUUAGUCAAAAGAAAAUUUGCCAAGCUUAUAUUUAUUAUUUAUAAUGAUUUUAUAGUCAUAUUUCAUCCAAUAUUGGUGAAUUGCAGAUUUAUAUGUUCCAUUAUAUGACCAUUCUGUGUUGUGUUGUGUUGUGUAUUCUUUUCAAUUGCUGCUCAGACUCAACUGGCACAUGCCACUCAAACAACAGCUCUCAGGAGCCAACUGUCAUAACUGUCAUUUAGCCAGUGUGGAGUGACUGCAGGGAGCUUGUGUGAGUUGGAGAGAGUUUUUGGAGAUUACAGCGAUAGAAGAAGACAUUUGAGCAGAAAGGUGAGUUUGUAUUGCGGAGGAAGAAAAAAGCAGCAGAAGAAGAAGAAAGAAGAAGAAGAAAGAACAUCCUUGGAAAAGAAGAAUAAUGGAGAAGAAGAGGAGAAUAUCUGAGAGUCCAGUGGAGGAACCAGCUAAAGGAAAAAAGAUACAACUGAAGGAUUUAAGGAUUUGCAUAGAACGUCUGAAGCAAUAUCCACUGAGAAGAAAAAGACAGGGAAGUCCAGAGGAGAACCCAGCUGCAGAGGAAAAGAUUACAUGUAAAGAAAUAGAGACGAAUAAACAAAUUGACAGAGAUGUGGAUCGAAAGCAAUAUCCACAGCGAAGGAAAAGACCAAGAAGUCCAGAGCAGAGCCCAGCUGGUAAGGACAAAAAAAUUUGAAAGAUAUUGAUGUUGGACUUGAAGAGGUGUUCAACCCAAAAAAACUGUUCCUCACACGCCCAGUCAUUCAAAGCAACU
Molecule: messenger RNA, 777 nt
Organism: Xenopus laevis (African clawed frog)
Lineage: Eukaryota; Metazoa; Chordata; Amphibia; Anura; Pipidae
Product: double-stranded RNA-binding protein Staufen homolog 2-like
Exons: 3
Coding region: 406-699 (97 amino acids)
Source: RefSeq, a predicted model, not a curated record